AUGGGACCAAAGGGUCUUCCGACGGGGCACAAGCAGCCGUCUUUGCAACAGCAGAACCAGCGCCAGCAGCAACAGCAUCAAGUGCCGCCAAGCCGGGUGCAACCUGCGAAACCGACUGCUGACUCCGAUGCCCACUCCAACGCCUCCGUCGAUGACGAUGUGCCGCUGCCGCUCGUCGACCAGAAGUACCUUUCGGACAAAAAGUUUGGGGAGUUUUCCAUUUCGUUAAGCAGCAAACGGGCGCUGUCUGAGGUACUCCGCUAUGAGCUUUGCUCCUUGGUUCAGGCGGCCUCCAUUCCCGUAUGCCUGGGGCCCGAGGAUGUCAUCGCCAAGGCCAAAACGGGCACUGGAAAGACCCUGGCAUUUAUCAUCCCGACGAUUGAAAAGGUUCUUGCCCGCCGCGCCCCACCUGGCAAGGUGUCAGCUCUGGUCCUGAGUCCCACUCGGGAGCUGGCUCGUCAGAUUCAAACGGAGACGCACAAGAUGCUCACAUUCCACCCAGGACUGCACUCCAUGGUGGUGUAUGGUGGUGUGGACGUGAAGAAGCAUCUCCGGGCGCUCAGCCAGCGUAUGCCCGACAUCUUGAUCGCCACACCGGGCCGCUGUUGGGACAUUAUGACACAGUCACACGAUCGCGCGCUGACCACCGUCCUGGACAGCACCCGGGUUUUGGUUUUGGACGAAGCGGAUAACCUACUGGAUAUGGGCUUCAGGCCGCAGAUUUCUAAGAUCCUGGGCUCCUUGCCGCCAACUUCCCAACGUCAGACGUUUCUCUUCUCCGCCACAUUUCCGGCGGACGUCAAGAGCCUGGCGGAUGUGGCUCUGAAGCGACAACACAGAUAUGUUGACGCGGUGGGUGAGGAUGUCGCCACCCACACACACGUGGAGGCCAGCAGCCUGGUGGUGCCGCUGCAGCGAGGGGAGCUGGCGCUGCAGCUGCUGGGGCUCAUUGCGGCACACAUAGCGCAAGAACCUGACUACAAGAUAAUUGUAUUCCUGCCAACCGCCAACCUGACGGCCUACUAUGCUGAAGCCUUCACUGUCGCGGGUUUGCGCGGCGUGUUAGAGAUCCAUAGUCGCAAGAGUCAGGCACAGCGGGACAGGGCCUCGGCGCAGUUCCGCUCCGAGUCCCGACUGGUGAUGUUCAGCUCGGAUGUGUCCGCGCGAGGAGUGGACUACCCCAAUGUGACGUAUGUCAUCCAGCUGGGCGCCCCAGCGAACCGGGAGCAGUACAUCCACCGCGCUGGCCGCACCGGACGGGCGGGACGAGCGGGACAAGGAACUCUGUUGCUCGCGGAUUUUGAGCGGCCCUUCCUGGACCGCCUCCGGGAUUUGCCUAUCACGCCAUUACAGCCAAUGCAGCUAGCAUUGCCGGGGUCAUUAGCCACCAGAGCUGGACGUUGCGGGGGUGGCAACGGCGCACCUGCUGCAGGACCGAUGACGGAGGCGCUGCUGCGGGAUCCCCAGGGCGUGCUUGGGCGAGUGGCGAACCAGAUUGACUAUGCCACCCGCGCGCGUGCCUAUCAGAGCGUCCUGGGUUAUUACAAGAGCCACGAGGUGCUCAAGUUCCGUUCCGAGCAGGUGGUUGGCCUGGCCAACCAGUACGCGGCGGAGGUGCUGGGAUGCCCCACACCGCCGGGCUUGCUAGCCAAGACAGUCGGCAAGAUGGGGCUCAAGGGAGUACCGGGGCUCGUCAUCGUUAAGGAAGGACAGCAAGGGCAGCCGCCACCCAGCUCUGCUGUCCCGGUUGGUCCGCCACCAACGCCGGGCCAGGCCGCUGCAGCGGCGGCAGCAGCUAUGGUGGCUGCUGGGACACAGCGUGCUGGGCCUUCCGGCCGGAGUGGUGCAGGCUCCAGCCAACAGCAGUUGCAACAACACGAACAGCAAGAGGGAGGGGCAGCAGCACCCGCGGCAACAGGGGCGGCAGGAGCAAGAACCGGCCGAGGGAAUGGACCGCAGCAACAGCUUUCGUCAGGGCUCUCUGCGGCAAACGGCUCUGGCUCGGCUGCUCAGGGACCGCAGGAUCUUGUUUCGGCCCAGCCGCAGACUCGGCUGACCACUCAACAGGGCGCUCCUGCCGGUGGCAGGAACGGUGGCAAUGAGCCCCAGUUGCUACCGAGGGCGCAGGUUUCCCAGACACCUGCGCCUGGGCUGCAGCCUCAAUUUCAGCAGCAGCAAAGGCUUCAAUCCGGACGAGGACCGGUGGCGGACCAAGCGCCGCGAGCUCCAGCUCAGCAGCAACAGCAGCAGGUUGGUGCAGCGCUGGUCGAGGCGCGAGGGGCUCGGGGCGGAGGGCGCCAGGCGCCAGCGGGGCCGGCGGGGCAAUUGCAGCAGCAGCCCGUUGAUUUGGUCGGUCCCGCUUUGCCUCCUGGUCUUGGGCCGUCUAGUCGCAGUGAACCUGUCGGUGUGAACAGCUCGCUGCCUGUGGCCUCUCCGCCUGUGGGCACUGUAAGCUCGAGCAACUCUGUCCAAGCUGCCGCGGCAGCAAUCAGUGGCCAGCCGUACCAGGGGGGCUUGCCUCCGGGGGCGCAAGGUGCUGCUCCGGGUGUCCCUCCGCCAGGUGGUGCGCAGCAAUCAGUUUCAGCAGAGUACGCUGUGCUAGCAGCCAUGCUUAACAUGCCGCCACCUUACGGAUUCAUUCCUCCACAGCAUCAACAAGCCCAGGCGCUGCAGCACAUGCACACCCAGGCCCUUUCGCAGACCCAGGUCCCAGCGCCGCAGGCCAUUCAGCAGCAGCAGAAUGAUUUGACCCGCCAGGCAGCGGCUACGCCUGUGAGCAUAGCACAACAACAGCCGGUGCAGGCCCAGCAGCAACAAAAUAUGCAUGCCCAGCAACAGCAGCAGCAAGUCUUGCAAUUCGCACACGCUCAGGCAGCCGCUAUGGCAGGCCUGGGUUUUUUGCCGGGCAGGGUGCAGGUCCCCGGAGGUGUUGAUGGUGCCGUCGGCGGUGGAGGUGGUGGUGGUAGUGGUGGUGGCCCCGUCCGCUGGUGGCAUAAGCAGCCGCUUAAAGAUCAAGCGGCGGAGAUUACGGAGCGAGUAGCAGGCGCUAAGGGACUGGCUGCUGGGAGUGACCCGGCGCUGAAACAGGCCAAACAUCACUCACAGCCACAGCAGCAGCCACAGGGUUUGGCAGGGCCAUCAGGCAACGCAGUUCUGGCCGCAACCACAAAUGGGCCAGCCUCUAUUGGGCGCACAGUACAGCAGCCACCCCCACAACAACAGCAGCAGCAGCUCCUGCAGAUGGGCAGGGCUACAGCAGGACUAAACUCCUUGUCCAUAGGAGCAAGUAACACGGGUGGGAUUGACGGCCCUGCACUCAGCAGCGCGAAUACCGGUGCAGGGGCCAGAGGCCAGGGUCCCGCUGCGGCGAUGGCAGCAGCUGCUGCAGCGGCUGCAGAGCAGGCGCAGGCGCAUGCUAAGGCGCAACAGCAAGUGCAGGCAUUGUCCUUACAGCAAGCAUUGUUGCAGCAGCAACAGCAGCAGGCGCAGCAACAGCAAAUCCUCCUGCAGCAGCAGAUGCUCCAAUACGGAACCAUGGGUCAACAAGCGCCGUACUUUCUUGUGGGCCAGGCACCGUUGACGGCGGUGGGGCCCCAGACCAACACCGUCUACGCCAACGCGCUGCAACAGCAGCAACAGCUGACGCCUGCACAGCAUCAUCAUUUGCAGCAACAACUAACACCCAUACAGCUGCAACAAUUACAACAUUUGGCACCUGCACAGCAGCAAUGGUAUCUGCAGCAGCUCGCGCUGGGAGGCGGAGCGGCUCCGGAGUGCAAGCAGCAAUAG
Molecule: messenger RNA, 3789 nt
Organism: Volvox carteri f. nagariensis
Lineage: Eukaryota; Viridiplantae; Chlorophyta; Chlorophyceae; Chlamydomonadales; Volvocaceae
Exons: 12
Coding region: 1-3789 (1262 amino acids)
Molecular function (GO): nucleic acid binding; ATP binding
Source: RefSeq, a predicted model, not a curated record